This is a messenger RNA of Penicillium antarcticum, 1368 nucleotides long. Its product is annotated as dolichyl-diphosphooligosaccharide-protein glycotransferase. The record is from RefSeq and is a predicted model, not a curated record. The transcript has 4 exons. NCBI's taxonomy places the organism in Eukaryota, Fungi, Ascomycota, Eurotiomycetes, Eurotiales, Aspergillaceae. Gene Ontology annotation, cellular component: oligosaccharyltransferase complex; endoplasmic reticulum membrane. Bases 1 to 1368 code for a protein of 455 amino acids.
AUGCGGUGGUGCCUUGCGUUACUUGUUUGCUGCUUCUUGGCUGCGGUAAAUGCGCUGAGUAGCUCCGGCAGUCGUCUGUUGGCGGUUCUGGAAGACACAGAGCAGAAGAGCGUGUACUCUACGCUGUGGGCUGACCUAGAAGCUCGUGGUUACGAUGUUUCGAUUGAAUCCCCCAAAAGUGAACAGCUUUCCCUCUUCAAGCAUGGCGAAAGAGCUUAUGACCACCUCCUCAUUCUCCCUCCCAAGUCUAAAGGCCUCGGCCCCUCUUUGACCCCCAAGCACAUCCUCGACUUCAUGAACAAGGAUGGCAACAUCCUCCUCGCCCUCUCCGGCAAGUCCCCCACCUCAAGCGCUGUCAGCUCCCUCCUUCUCGAGCUCGACAUUCACCUCGCAAACGAUCGCUCGGCGGUUGUUGUCGACCACUUUAACUACGAUACCCUCUCGGCUGCCGAGAAGCAUGACGUUCUUGUGCUCCAGCGCCCUGGCCCCCUCCGUCCCGACGUGAAGGCCUUCUUCGAUGGUGAGGGUGUUCUGGCUCUCCCUCGAGUUGCUCCUCAGACUCUGGGAAGCGACAGCACCCUUCUUGCUCCCGUUCUGAAGGCCCCCGCUACCGCCUACAGCUACAAUCCCAAGGAGGAGAUGCCCGCGGCAGACGAUAUCCUGGCCACCGGUUCGCAGCUCAACAUUGUCUCUGCUAUGCAGGCCCGCAACUCUGCUCGAUUCACCGUUCUCGGUUCGGUGGAAGCCCUUGAGGACAAGUGGUUCUCGGCCUCCGUCAAGACCCCCAGCGGCGAGAAGACCACCACUGUGAACCGUGAGUUCGCUAAGCAGUUGACCGGCUGGGCUUUCAAGGAGACUGGUGUCCUUAAGGUUAACAAGGUCGAGCACCACCUCGCCACUGAGGGUGCCGAGUUGAACCCCUCCAUUUACCGUAUCAAGAACGAGACUGUCUACAACAUUGAAGUCUCCGAGUACGUCUUCGACAAGUGGGUUCCCUUCGAGGUUCCCGGCGAAGAUGAGCUCCAGCUUGAGUUCACCAUGCUCUCUCCUUUCCACCGUCUGAACCUCGAGCCUACCAGCCGCACCGAAACCGGCACCGUGUUCAGCACCAAGUUCAUAACCCCUGACCAGCACGGAAUCUUCUCUUUCCGCGUCAACUACAAACGUCCUUUCUUCACCAACAUCGAGGAGAAGCACGAGGUCACUGUCCGCCACUUCGCUCACGAUGAGUACCCACGCAGUUGGGCCAUCAGCGGCGGUUGGGUUUGGAUCGCCGGCCUCUGGUCGGUCAUCGGUGGAUUCCUGGCUUUCGUUGUUGUUUGGCUGUACUCUGCUCCUGUGGCCGACAAGGUUAAGAAGACGCAGUAG